Paramecium tetraurelia is the source of this 2565-nucleotide messenger RNA. RefSeq lists its product as uncharacterized. The record is from RefSeq and is a predicted model, not a curated record. The transcript is spliced from 7 exons. Lineage: Eukaryota; Ciliophora; Oligohymenophorea; Peniculida; Parameciidae. Gene Ontology annotation, biological process: regulation of gene expression. Gene Ontology annotation, cellular component: nucleus. Gene Ontology annotation, molecular function: protein binding.
AUGAAAUAACAUGCCAAUAACUAUUUUGUCAAGAAAAUGGCCAAACCAAUUUCAUAAGUAAGUACAAAUUCGGCAGUUACAAGAUCAAAUGAAUUGAAGCCAACUUCCUAUUUAACCUUUACCAGAAGUAAACAUCGAAGAAAGAAUGAGACAACUAUAAAAUUGCCUGAGUUGCAGCCCAGUUCUGCUCGUGCUAAAACUGAAUAGGAUUAAAUAGCCUAAAAUGAAUUCAAAAAAUCAAUAGUCAUUAUUAGUAGAAAGCCAAGUGCUACAUUAAUUUCUCAAAGAAUAAAAACAUCGCCCUCCAUCCAACUUUGGGAACCAGAGUAUGUAAUAAAACCACUAGCCGAGGAAGUCUAAGUAUUAACUCCAAAAUUCUAUGAUGUUCUUUGCGAAGAGUUGGUAUUAAGUUAAAAGUAGUCCAAAAUCAAGGAGAAAAACCAUAUAUUUUGUAAGACCAAAUUAAAUGAAUAUGACAAGUUUUAAGAUAAAAGCUCUAGGAUGAUCAGAAAGAUUAUUCAACUACUUAAAACUCAUAGAGAAAGAAACGAGGAAAGAGAAUUGAAAAGCAAAACUAUGAUUGAAACUUAAAUGGCCAAAUCUAACAUUUUUUUCCAUGCUCAAACAUAUUAUUUACCGGAAUAACCUCAUUUUAAUCAGAGAGAACUCCUCUUUCAAUAAUAAUUGUCAGUCAUACCAAAAAGACAUACAAAAUAUAGUUCAUAAUUAACAUUAACUCAUUAAGCUGAAUCAUUUAAACCAAUGAAAAGUUUAAUUGAAGAAAUCAAAGAAAAAUAAUAAGAUCCCAUUAAGUAAGCAUCAAUUUGUCUUGUAUCUCCUAAUUGUCAAUAAAAUAACCAGAAAAAAAUUAAGUUAGUAAUAGAGUGCGCAGAAGAAUAGAAAUAUAAAUAGUUUGAAUUUUUUGCCCCUGAAUAUAUGGAAUAGGAUUAAUUAGUUUCAGUUUAAUUAAUCAAUAAUGUAGUAGAAUCUAAAGAUACAAAAUAAUCAAAUAUCUACUCUUUAGUCUCUAAAAAUAUGUUUAGCAAAAAAAUGAAUUAAAUUUAGAAUCUUAAUGGGUCAACAUUAGAUGAGUUUAACUCUGAUAAAGCAACCUAAUUCACAAGAUACUAUUUGUAAAAUUAUGUGUUAAAAUGCAUAAAUUAAAAGAAAAUAAAAGACAAAAAAGAUUCAAAACCUUCAUUGAACAUACUGAAAUAAGAUACGAAACUAGAACCAUAAAUCUUUGUUUCGAAAUUCCCUCUGGAUUGCUCUAUUAUUAAAGACUUUUAAACCACUUAGUUUGUUGAAAUUCAUUCUGAGAUUUACAGAUGUAUUGAGCCAUUUGAUUCAUAAGAUUCUAGUAUGAUUUCUGACAAUAGUUUCCUCAAUGAUAAAAGCAAUAUUGAUUUUUCAACAGAUUAGGGAUAUAAACUAAAACUACUACUUACAUCAAAUUUAAUUGAUCCUCGUGUAAUCUAAGAAAACUUAAUCAAAUUUGUUAUAUCAACGAUUUCUGAUGAAUCUAAAAAUGUUUUACUUCAUCAAGAAAUAAUGGCUUUUGCAAAUUAAGUUGAAUAAGUCAUUCAUAUAGAUUAUGAUUUGCCACAUCAACCACAUUUGGAAGCUUUAAAUCGACUCUUCCUUAGAAUUAAUAAAAACGAUAGAAAAAAAUUUCUGAAAUCUUUUUUAAAGAAAUUUGAUCUUAUUAGUAUUGGAUAUUUUGAAGAUUGCUUUAAGCAUCAACUCAAAAAUUAGGAGAGAAAAUUUGUUAAAUUGUGUUAUCAAUAAUAAAGUAAUAGUUUAACUGACAAUACUUCCCUAAAAUAUUCCAAUAUGCUAAAAUCUAGACAUCAUAGAGAAACUACAGUGGAAACUAUUCCCAUAUAACAGACAAACUUGAUGAUAUUAUCUCUACCUCCUGCUCCUGUCAAAAGUAGAUCAGAAUCUCCUUCAAAUCUUAGCGACUCUAGAACAUAGAAAAACAGUCGUUAAAAUUAAUAAGUUCUCAUUAAAAACAUUUUUAAAAAACAGUCAUAAAGAUUUUUGCAAGUAUAAACAUCUUCAAAGUUUUAAUUACAGUAAUAAACUCCUCAAGUAUAAAAACUCUCAAUCGUUAAAGAAAAAGAAUAAUAAAAUAUCAAUAAAUAGAAUUAGAAAAUAAGUUUGAAUUCAAUUUAAAAUAAUCUGAAAUAUUUAUCAAUGGACCCAUAAUCAUUACUAUUAAGAAAUAUGAUGAUUUAGAAAACAAAGAAUGAUGAUAAAACUUUAUAUGAAAGAAUAUUUCUGAUGGUUUGUGAACAUCGACUUUAGGAUUUAAAAGAAAUUCUUAAGUUAGAAACAUCAAUUGAUUUAAAUUUCUAAAAUGAUGAUGGUGACACAAUGCUAAUUUCAGCAUCUCAAUGUGGAGCUGCCUCAAUUGUAGAAUUUUUAAUAAAAAAUGGUGCUGAUGUUUCAAUUCAAAAUUAUAAUGGAUAAACAGCCAUGGAUGUAGCAUUAAAAAACUAUCAAUUCUAAACUGCAGAUAUCAUAUUUAAGUAUCUUUAUCCAGAUAAUAAAAAUUUAUGA